GUAAAACAGGGCAGGUCUGAUCGGGACUCACUCGAGCAGGAAAGUAUCUGACAGGAUCUGCCUCAAAGCUACCGGAGGACGUUGACUGUGUCUCAUGAGUGUGACCCACGUGAAUUGAGUGGAUUAUCGACACAAGUGGAAAACUGCACGAGCAUAUAAGGACUUGACAAGACUGUAGCGAUUACAAACUUUCGACGUGGAUCUCAUGAGGAAGUUUUACGCUGCGCGAGCGUUCCACGCCAUUACGCGGUCUGUUUGAGCUUCUUGGAUUUAAUGUGGCUAAAGUAAAGUAUGGAUAUACAGUAAUAUGAGUCUGAGCCCCAAAUCGCUUAAAUGUGCCAGGAGAACAGCCUGCCUCAGAUGAUCGGACCACAGAAAUGUUGCCACGCAUUCGUGUUUGAGUGCAGGGAGUUUACAGGAGGACUGCGCCCCUCUGUGGCUACGCACACACAUUUCGGGUUUACCACAGACAACUACUCGCCGAGUUUCACUAUUAGUUUGUCCAUGCGACCGUAAAUAUAAACAAAAUGAACACUGUUUGUAUUGACAGGUAAUACCACAUCCCGUUCCCAUUAUCGCGAUAUUUACAACGUCUAAUCAUGAGACACGCAUGACGCUGGUUCUACUUUUAUUCUGUAAGAUGUUGUCAAGAGCCAUUACGUUUUAGCCUAGUAAUUUCCUCAUUGGCUCAAGUGCUUUAACAGUAAUGUAUCACUGGGUUUUAAAUUACAGUAUCUCUCAGUAAACAGACUGAAAAACACUCCAAACAAGGUUGACAAUCGGGUUUUGGUAUUGUGCAAACAUACUCUGUGAAUGUGACACUUUGCACAGUAAAAUGAAGUUUCGGAAGUAUUUGAGGGGCAGUAAAAGGGUUCUGGCAUUUGUGUUUGUCGCCUCUGUAAUCUGGUUACUUUUUGAUAUCGCAGCACUGAGGAUGUCCUUUAACGAUGCAAAUCAGGAUCUCAAAGAGAGAGAGUUUGCUCAGAAACAGGGAAGAAGGAGAGACAAUAUAGAGGAUAUGGGCUUUAAACAUCCACUGCAAGUAGUAAACAUAGACAAAAGGGCGUUUAUUAAAAAGGGCAGUAGGUUUGAUAGAAAUGUUAACAAUGUGUACAGAAAGGGGGAAAAGGCAAGACCAGAAAACCAAACUCUUCUACAGAACCAUUUGAAUCCGAAGUUAAAUGGUGGGAAAGCUUAUAAGGAGGACAUCAAUCAAAGCAAUGUGCAUAUAACCGUGAAAUCAGUUGUGAAAGAAACAAUUGUCAUCAUCCCUAAAAAAAGCAACGAAACGAAUACUAUGAUCAAUGUCAAAGCAAACAAUGUGGCCAAAAUGAAAGGAACACAUUUAGCUGAUGAAGUACAUCACAGGAAUGACACGGUAGCAGUGUCGCAUAGGGAUGUUGGUUUGCAUGAGAACCUAGUCAAUAAUUUGCUCAAACCUGGAAAUGAUAAAUCAGACUUCAUUAUUGACAGUACAGAAAUACAUUCUUCCAACAAAACUAAAACGCAUUUCGUUCAAAAACCAACUGAACUUAACCUUCACGGGCUGUCAGAGGAACCAGUAAUGCUAUUUAACUCCACUGAUGUAAGGAUGAGAAGAUCAGGACGGCUUCAUAAGAUCAUGGCCCUUGAUGUGACUGACCGGCCCAGAGACCCACAGGCUAUUGGUCAGUUUGGACAGCCUGCACAGGUCCCCAGAGAUAAAGAACCCGAGAGCCGAAGACGCUGGGGCGAAGGACAUUUUAAUGUGUUCCUGAGUGAUCAGAUACCAGUAGACAGGGCCAUCCCGGACACCAGACCCCAUUCAUGCUCAGAGAGCCUUGUUCAUGAUGACCUACCCUCUACCAGUGUGAUCUUCUGCUUUGUGGAUGAGGUUUGGUCCACUUUGCUGCGUUCUGUACACAGUGUACUUAACAGGUCUCCUCCGCACCUGCUGAAGGAGGUCAUUUUGGUGGAUGACUGCAGCACCAAAGACUACCUGAAGGAGCAGCUGGAUGUGUAUAUGUCUCAGUUUUCUAAAGUACGAAUCAUCCGUCUAAAAGAAAGACAAGGCCUCAUCCGAGCCAGGAUUGCUGGGGCCGAUGCCGCUACAGGUGAAGUCUUGACAUUUCUGGACUCUCAUGUUGAGUGUAACAUAGGAUGGCUGGAGCCGCUGUUAGAAAGAGUUUACCUGGACCACAGAAAAGUUGUCUGUCCUGUUAUUGAGGUCGUCAACGAUAAGGACAUGAGUUAUAUGCUGGUUGAUAAUUUCCAAAGAGGGGUUUUCAGAUGGCCAUUGGUGUUUGGCUGGAACGCUCUGCCAGAAGAAUAUAUCAGAAAGAAUCAGAUGAAAGAUUCAGACCCCAUCAGGUGUCCUGUUAUGGCAGGUGGUCUUUUCUCUAUAGAUAAGAAAUAUUUUUAUGAGCUGGGGUCAUAUGACCCAGGCCUGGAUGUGUGGGGAGGUGAAAACAUGGAAAUCUCUUUUAAGAUCUGGAUGUGUGGUGGUGAGAUUGAGAUUAUCCCCUGCUCUCGUGUGGGCCACAUUUUCCGCGGUGAUAACCCUUAUAAAUUCCCUAAAGACCGUGUGAAGACAGUUGAAAGGAACUUGGCCAGGGUAGCAGAGGUGUGGUUGGAUGAAUAUAAAGAGAUCUUCUACAGUCAUGGCUACCAUCACCUGCUGGACAAGAGCAUAACUGAUAUCGGAAAUUUGACGGAACAGAUUCAACUAAGAGAAAAACUCAAAUGCAAGAGCUUUAAAUGGUACCUGGACAAUGUCUACCCAGAUCUGAAUGCCCCUUUGGUCAAGGCGGAUGGGCUGAUAUUUAACGUUGGGACCAGAAAAUGUUUGAUCUUUCAAAAUGGCAUUCUGUCUUUUGAUAAAUGUGAUUUAUCAAAUAAGAGUCAGCACUUUAGUUACACCUGGUUAAGGCUGCUUCGACACAACACUUCCUGUGUAGCUCCCCGGGAAAUGCACGUGAUCAUGGAACCAUGUGACAACGCCAAGCCACACCUACGCUGGGUGCACAAGUCUAGUGCAGUUUUGACGGAACAUCUGAUGAUGGAGGGACAUUCCCAACCCAUGUGUCUGGAGGCUGAAAAUAAUAGUGAUGGCAUACUCCUGAAAGGCUGUGAUUCCAUCAACACUCUACAAAAAUGGCAGUUCACACACUACUACACUCAGUGACGUACUCAAAAUAUCGCAGCUUCAGCACCAUCACCACUCGCUGUCACAGACAACAGGGGUUUUUUUGGUUAUGUAAUGUUCUUUUCUUGUUUGUAAAGUUUAGGAUGUUUGUAUAACUGUGGUACGGUUAAAUAUAUUUGGGGUUUAGAACAGAAGGGCUUCAGUGGGCCUGUAUCACGAAGCGAGAUGAACAAACGCUGAGUUGCAGAGUAAGUUUUGAGUUGACAAAACCAGACAAACCCUACCUGGUUCAGAUCAGGUUCAGCUGUAGCACAGCGCUUGGUAUCAACGUUCUCUGUCAACUCCGGUUUGAUCCAGAGUUUGUGAGGCGCGUGCACCUGAAAGUGUGACACGUGCGGCAAACAGCCAAUCACACGGAACAUGGAAUGCACCAUCGGUUUGAUUGACUUCUCGCGAGUAUUUAUGAAAAAAUGUGAUGAAUUGAAACACGUUUACAAGGCAGGAAUAAACACUGCUACAGUGAAAGUUUGAGAAGGCAGCUACUGACUAUAUCAAUGCAGAAUCAACUGAAUUUAAAUUAUUUAUAUAGGUUUACAAAUCUAAAGAUAAUAUGUAUGCUUCAUUACUUUAAAAAGCGUUAUAUAUUAAAGUUGGGGUUUAUGCAAAUAUAGAUAUAUUAAUUUAAAUGCUGUGUUUAAAAUUAUUUAAUAAAUAUGAAUUAUCAACUCACAUAAUAAUUAUAUGAAUGUGUUUUGAACUAUAAUUAUUAAAUGUAAAUUUACAAUACAAAUAAACACUAAGCAGCAAAAGAUUUCUCACCAACCUCUUUUCACUUUAAACUUUUUCUAAUUUGGAGCGAGAGACACGUGGGGAGUGGUAUUCGUCAUUUUUCUCAGAUCCAGUUUUGCGAUCUCUAACCCAGAAUAAAACCUGCUCCGGAUCAGGUUAGCCGUGUAGCCGUGUAAGUUAUCAUGGCGAGGAAACCCGUUCAAAACCAAUCCACCUUCUUGAGCCCGAAAACUCAGAGUAUGUGCAAACUAAAUGCAAACUUACCUGGGUAAAAACCCAAACUGGCUUCGUGAUACAGGCCACAGGUCUCUCUUGGCUAAUUUGUUAUUAGUAUUUUGGUGUUUGGGUAAGAUGUCUUUGGGUGUAUAUAUAUAAAAAACACAACUUUUAUAUUGAAGUGCAUUUAAAUAUGGUUUGAACAAAGUUAUGUUUGUUUCAAUACAACAGUGUUGGUGAGUUCAUUUGAUUAACUUAUUUUUGUAAUAAAUAAAUAAACAA
Triplophysa rosa is the source of this 4411-nucleotide messenger RNA. Its product is annotated as polypeptide N-acetylgalactosaminyltransferase 5. Gene Ontology annotation, cellular component: Golgi apparatus. Lineage: Eukaryota; Metazoa; Chordata; Actinopteri; Cypriniformes; Nemacheilidae. The transcript has 10 exons. The record is from RefSeq and is a predicted model, not a curated record. The coding region runs from base 836 to 3163 and encodes 775 amino acids.